GUCGUGCAGUGUCGGUUGAUCAUCAUGCCAACAACAAUGUGAAUUAUUCCACCAAACAAGUAUUCUUAUUUUCUCCGAUUUCCGAGUUUUUUUUACACUCCUUCGCUAUCUGUGCAAAUUCAAAUAUUACUUUCGACUGCUUCGAAAUUUUAAAAAGUCUUCACAAAAUCUUGCACUUUUUAUAUUGAUUACUUCGGAGAGUAAGGAAAAACUCUUCUGCAAAGAUGUGCACCCCAAUUAUUGGUCAAUUGGUGACGGAAAAUUUGGUCCAGGGUUACAUUGAAAAUGGACUCGGAGUGUCAUUUAAAGGCCUCGGAGCCAAGUGGGACACGGAAGAAGAUGUGAAAAACGUCGUAUCUAAAAUCCGCAGCUGUGAGAACUUAAAGUAUUUAGAACUGGAGGGGAAUACUUUAGGAGUAGACGCAGCAAAAGCAAUCGGGAAAGCGUUGGAGUCAAAACCAGAGUUUGAAGCAGCUUUGUGGCGUGACUUAUUUACGAGUCGAUUGAAAAACGAAAUUCCUCAAGCGAUGAAAUUCCUAUUUGCUGGAGUGGAUCUUGCGGGUGCACGAUUACAAUAUUUGGAUCUUAGUGACAAUGCCAUUGGACCGCUGGGCAUGACAGGGCUUGCACCAUUUUUCAAAAGCCAAAGCAGUUUCUCCUUGAAAGUCCUUAUUUGCAAUAAUAAUGGACUGGGUCCCCAGGGGGCUGAGGAAUUUUCAAAAGCACUCAUAAACUGCAAACAUUCUAGUUUGACUCAAGGAGGACAAAUUUUCAAUUUGAAAACCUUUGUUUGCGGGAGAAAUCGAAUGCAAAAUAAGGGGGCUGUCGCGAUUUCCAAGUUUAUCAAGGAAUGUACGACACUUGAAGAAAUUCAUAUGCCUGAAAACAGUGUGUACUGGCAAGGACAGGUUUCUUUGGCUGAAGCUUUUGCUGCUAAUCCGAACCUUCGAGUUCUCAACUUGAAUGACAACACAAUUAUUGGAAAGGGAACAAGGAAAUUAGCAGAAGCUUUUCAGCAACUUGUUCAUCUUGAAGAUCUAAAUUUGGGAGAUUGUCUUUUACGAAGCAGCGGUGCUUUGUUUAUUGUUAAUACAAUAAAAACUCAUCAAAACUUGAGAAAACUAGUUUUGGAUGGAAAUGAGAUUACCAAACCAACUGGAGUUCAAAUAGCUGAAAUACUUCGUACCAGUAAAAGUCUGCGACACUUGAGUCUAAAUUCAAAUCCUUUUGGAAUUACUGGGGCUGUAGUAAUUGAGGGCAUGUUACGCCAACACUGUGACACUGUCGAAGUUGAUGACCCAGAGGACAGUGAAUAUGAGGAAGAAGAAGUACAUGAAGAGGAGGAAGCUGACGAGGAAGAGGAUGACGAUGAAGAAGGUGCAGGUGACAACGAGUCGAAAGAAGACAUUGGAGAAGGCGAAGUUAUUCACGGUGGUGACGAUGAUGAAAAUUAUGAAGACUACGGUGACGAUGAUUACGAAGAGGAAGAGGAUCCCGUAGAAAAUGUGAUGCGAUUCCUCCAAGAACCAUCUCUAGAAAAUUAUCGUGCAAUUCCAGGAGGAUUGUCCGAGUACGUGUAUGAUUUGGAGUACCUCGACAUUCCUUCACACGAAAUAUGCAUUCAGGGUGCCGUAGGCAUGAUCGAAUACUAUGGAAAAAAAUCUGGCACUGUCCCUAAAGAAUGUCAAGUAAUUUUUAGCAAACUGCUUAAUGAGGCUGUAAAUUUUGCAAGCGGUGGCACAAAUGAGUUUGCCUCCGCACUUUUGGUUCACCUCGGAAUUUCUAUUUCCCAUAUGAAUGAAUACUACAGAGAAGAAGUCUAUCCGGCCAUGCUCGAUUGUUUAGCAUUGUGGCUAAUAAAUGUCGUGAAUGAGAAGGACGUGGAAGUUCCAGACGAAAUGCUUGCCUAUUUCCAUAAUUCAUUCCAAAAUGUUCGUCCGGAUCUUUCUGUCAACAAAAGCAAACUAUCGAGUCUAAUUGAUUAUGUAUUGUGGCGGCGAGCAAAGAAUGCUAAUCGAUCUCAAAAGUAGUAAAAGGAAAAAUUAAAGAACAUCAUAAUUUAAAACUCUAUCUAAUAUUAAUUGUGUUAUUUGGGAUUUUUGAAAUUCCAGUAGAAUUUUUAUCACUGUCAGAAAAUUAUUAUUAUAAUACACUUGUCAAAUAAACGAGAGGUUUAAAUGUGACUACAAA
Folsomia candida is the source of this 2190-nucleotide messenger RNA. RefSeq names its product ran GTPase-activating protein 1. Gene Ontology annotation, cellular component: nucleus; cytosol; perinuclear region of cytoplasm. The transcript has 11 exons. The coding region runs from base 225 to 2030 and encodes 601 amino acids. The record is from RefSeq and is a predicted model, not a curated record. Lineage: Eukaryota; Metazoa; Arthropoda; Collembola; Entomobryomorpha; Isotomidae. Gene Ontology annotation, molecular function: small GTPase binding; GTPase activator activity. Gene Ontology annotation, biological process: activation of GTPase activity; nucleocytoplasmic transport.